Nematolebias whitei (Rio pearlfish) is the source of this 528-nucleotide messenger RNA. It is a transcript of the gene xtbd1, whose product is annotated as CDKN2A interacting protein N-terminal like. The transcript has 3 exons. Bases 46 to 372 code for a protein of 108 amino acids. The record is from RefSeq and is a predicted model, not a curated record. Lineage: Eukaryota; Metazoa; Chordata; Actinopteri; Cyprinodontiformes; Rivulidae.
GACGAAACCGGAAGUUAUUGGCGCAUCGUUUUAACUCGCUCAGAAAUGUCUUCGAUCGACGUGAACGAUUUUAUUCAACAAAACAGAGCUUUAGCCGAGCAGGUGGAGACGUUCCGGGGUUACUGGGAGAGCGAGGAACACUGGAAGGCCAGAAGAGAGUUUCUCCUCCGCAACAUAAACGACUAUGAGCUGGAGCAGCUGGACCACCUGGUGUCUCUGUCCAUGGUGUGGGCCAACAACGUCUUCAUGGGCUGUCAGUACAGCUCUGAGCUCCUGGAAAAAGUGAAGGAAAUGGCCGAGGGCAUUGUAGUGAAGGACGCGCCAAUUUUUAAGACGAGAGAAGAAAUUAUGAAGAAGCAGCAGGGUCGAUGACCAGAUGAGACCGUUCGGAUGGGACUUGGAACGUUCGAGUCAUCUCAGACCACAGUUUUUUUUAUGUUAUGGAUUUUUUAAAGUGGAAACAUUUUCAUACCUUUCUUUGAAUAUGUUCAUUUUAAAACAGAUUUUAAAGUGUAGUCAUUGAUUUUA